This is a messenger RNA of Rhinocladiella mackenziei CBS 650.93, 1629 nucleotides long. RefSeq lists its product as uncharacterized. The record is from RefSeq and is a predicted model, not a curated record. Lineage: Eukaryota; Fungi; Ascomycota; Eurotiomycetes; Chaetothyriales; Herpotrichiellaceae. Bases 1 to 1629 code for a protein of 542 amino acids. The transcript has a single exon.
AUGAGCGACUUGCUGCCCCCCGGCCCAGCCCGAGAAUCAAUCCAACCUCGCCUUCCCGUCCGUCCGGCUUCACCGCUGCCCAGUAUAAAGCUUGAACCUCCGCCAGCCUCAGGACGAGAUCUUGUCCUCCAAGUUCGAGUUUGUCGAGUCCCCCAGUGCCCGAACCGGCACUGCAAUCUAAGAAGCCAUCGGCUUUAUGACCCUGCCGUUGCCUUGAGCCGUCAAUCUCAAGCCCAAGCUCAUCAGCACGAUUUGAGAAAGGAACCAAAGCUCCAGCCCCAACCCCAGCCUCUGGGUCAUGGUCACGACAUUUAUUUCAGCAGCAGUGGGAUUGGACGCAAAGGAGUGGAUGGGUUCCCUUCUCUACCCCUCGAGAACCCUCUCGAGACCGACCUCCGAGCACUCUUUCAUCAUUUCUUUGACUCUGUCUUUGAUCGGCUGGCCGACAUAUUCCGUGGCCCUCUGCAGGGACCCGACUACAAGAACCGCAUGUUGUCCGUUGCGUUGACCGACGAAGCAUACUGCAUGGGUCUCAUUACCCAAGCGCAGACCGACACAGCCAUUGCGCGGGGCUCGUUCGGAGAGACGACAGCCUCUUUGCAGCUUUAUACGAAGCUGAUCAGGAUCUUCCGCGUUCGGCUGGCAGCGAGCACGGGAGGCGGCACUGGCACUCCCCAGCCUGCUCACAUCGAGAUCGCACUCUUGAUCCUGUGUAUCCUGUUAUCCUACAAUGCGACGCGGGGGAGAUUCAACGAGUUGGUCAUGAACUGGAACGCCAUGCGCCAUCUCGUUAAUAUGCGAGGAGGUAUCCAUUACCUGACCGUUGCCCUCGCAUACGUCGUGCACGUCGAUCGAUUGUGUGCAACCAUGCUGGGCUUGCAUCCGACCUAUUCCGUCAGCUCGCCAUUGACGAUGCAUCAGCAUCAGUUCUGCCGACCUGCUUGGUCGACAUAUGGUUCCGGAUUUACAACGCUAGAGCGAAGCCAGGAGCAUUCGUUCAGUCACCUGGUCCUCGAGCAUUCUCUGAAUACGUGCGAGUUGCUAUCACUAUAUGAAGCGAGACAAGCUGCUACCGCUGCUCCAUCAUCGUUUCGACGAGGGCCCUUUUUGCAACGACCACGACCUUUCAGCCCCGAAUACUUGUACUAUCGCCGUGAUAGAGUAGAUGAGCAAUUUGCCGUCCUCUACGCCGACCUGCUGAACGAGAGCACGCCGUCCAAAUGUAUCUUGUUGGCCACGAGAAUUGUUGAGUAUCCGGUGACCUGGGCCAACUACGUCCCUACCCUGACCAUCCACCUGUGUACCGAGUUAUGCACCAUCCUGCGCCGACAGGACCUGUUUCAGGGGUGGUCGGGCCUUUUGGACGUCCUGCGCUGGAUCUUGUUCGCUAUGGUGACGAGCCCGUGGCCAUUCGACGGUCGGGAUUGGGCCAUGUCCUCUCUCCAGGGUCUCAUCGGAGCCAAAUAUGGCCCAGAUCACUGGCCAGACCGGUGGUGGGAGGAGGAACUGAAAAACUUGCAAGACUUUGCCUGGUCACGCGCACAUGAUGCGAAGCUCGGUCAGAUGCGGAGGGAGCUUGACAAAGGAUAUGUCGACACAACUACUCAAAAGGGAGCACAGAAGUCGUGA